AUGCAUGCCAAGCAUCUUCUACUCGGCCUUGGCUACGCCUCCGUCGCCUGGGCACAACUUGCGGAUACAUCCGCCUACCCAAUUGGACCAUUAACGUCCUCAAGCACUAAAUGGGCCACCAAAAUUUGCGACAUCACGGACUACGGCGCUGUAGCGGAUGGGUCGACCGAUGCCGGGCCUGCGAUUCUGGCGGCCUUCAAUGCCUGUUCUUCGGGAGGAGUUGUGAAUAUCCCAUUAGGGACAUUCGCCAUGGCAACAUGGGUCACCCUCAGUGGGGGAAGUGCGUGGGCUAUCAACCUCGAAGGCAUCAUCGUUCGAACCGGGACUGCAGGGGGUAAUAUGAUCUAUAUCGAGCAUAGUACCGAUUUCGAAAUCUAUUCUUCCAGAGGUGAAGGUGCGAUCCAAGGCUAUGGGUAUGAAUUCCAUUCUCAGGGGGAGUAUGGGCCCCGUCUGCUGCGUCUUUACGAUGUGACCAAUUUUGCGAUCCACGAUAUUGCUCUCGUCGACUCUCCGGCUUUCCAUUUGACUCUCGAUACUUGCAACCAGGGCGAGGUUUACAAUAUGAUCAUCCGAGGUGGAAAUGAAGGAGGCCUUGAUGGCAUUGACUUGUGGGGCUUUGACCUUUGGGUUCAUGAUGUUGAAGUCACAAACAAGGACGAAUGUGUCACUGUCAAGAGCCCGGCAAACCACAUCCUUGUUGAGAACAUCUACUGCAACUGGUCUGGUGGCUGUGCGAUGGGCUCCCUGGGAAUUGACACCGACAUCUCAAAGGUUGAGUACAACAACAUCUACACCGUGAAUUCCAACCAGAUGUUCAUGUUCAAGAGCAACGGAGGAAACGGUACCGUGACCGACGUGACUCUGCAGAACUUCAUCGGACACGAGAAUGCCUACUCCCUCUACAUCGACGCGUACUGGUCAUCAAUAAGCGCGGCCGCAGGUGACGGAGUCCUGUAUAACUCCAUCACUUUCAGCAACUGGAAGGGAACUUGUGCAAAUGGCGCCACUCGUGCCCCGCUAUACGUCUUGUGUCCUUCGACUCAACCAUGCACAAACAUUGUCAUCGAGGAUUUCGCCAUGUGGACUGAAUCAGGAAGUACAGAGUACUACAAGUGUGCCGAUGCUUGGGGCUCAGGGUACUGCCUGCAUUCAGGAAGUGAACAUACCGAGUACGGUACUGUAACCUCGACAUUGACGGCUGCUCCAUCAGGGUACUCGGCGACGACGAUGCCUGAUCAGCUUACUGCUGGAUUUGGACUCAGCACGUCAAUUCCGAUCCCUACUGUCCCGAAUACAUUCUUCCCCGGUGCUACGCCGGCCACGGCUAGAGUGUAUGGCAGUUAG
Messenger RNA from Penicillium daleae, 1344 nucleotides. RefSeq lists its product as uncharacterized. Gene Ontology annotation, molecular function: polygalacturonase activity. Gene Ontology annotation, biological process: carbohydrate metabolic process. Lineage: Eukaryota; Fungi; Ascomycota; Eurotiomycetes; Eurotiales; Aspergillaceae. The transcript is spliced from 5 exons. The coding region runs from base 1 to 1344 and encodes 447 amino acids. The record is from RefSeq and is a predicted model, not a curated record.